Molecule: messenger RNA, 4038 nt
Organism: Chionomys nivalis (European snow vole)
Lineage: Eukaryota; Metazoa; Chordata; Mammalia; Rodentia; Cricetidae
Gene: Ccdc112
Product: coiled-coil domain containing 112
Exons: 10
Coding region: 62-1639 (525 amino acids)
Source: RefSeq, a predicted model, not a curated record
GUGGGUGAGCGCCCACUGGAGCCGAUCCCGCGCACAGGCGCGGGAGUCUCGGCGAGCAAACAUGGCGGCCCUGACGACCGUGGUGGUGGCGGCGGCGGCCACGGCGGUUGCCGGGGCGGUGGCGGGGGCGGGCGCGCCUGCGGGGACCGGCGUGGGAGCGGCGCCGACGCCGCAACAGAAUGAUGGCAGCUUUAGUACUUCUGGUGGAAUUCGUCCUUCUCAGCUUCAGAACUGGAAGCAGAAAGUUAGUCGGAUGAAGAGAGCAGAAUUCAUACGCACAGCAGAAAAAUUAAAGAAUCAAGUUAUUGUUAUAGAAAAAGAUAAACACAGUCAUUUCUACAACCAAAGAGGGGACUUCAGAACUGAGCACAGCAUGCUGGAAGAACUGGAGAACAAACUGAUAAACAGCAGGAAGAUAGAGAGAGCAAAGAUCCAGCAACAAUUGGCCAAAAUACAUAACAAUGUGAAGAAACUUCAGCACCAGCUGAAAGACGUGAAGCCCACGCCUGACUUUGUUGAAAAGCUCAGAGAAAUGAUGGAAGAAAUUGAAAAUGCAAUCAAUACUUUUAAAGAAGAACAGAGACUGAUAUAUGAAGAGCUUAUUCAAGAAGAGAAAACAACUAAUAAUGAGCUGAAUGCCAUCUCCAGGAGAAUUGACUCCUGGGCUUUGGGAAAUUCAGAAACAGAGAAAGCUUUCAGAGCGCUCUCGAGCAAAGUCCCCGUAGACAGAGUGGCACCAAGUACUCUGCCAGAAGAAGUUGUGGAGUUUGAAAAAUUCCUUCAGCAAACAGGAGGGCGACAGGGGGGCUGGGACGACUUUGACCACCAGAACUUUGUGAAAGUGAGGAGCAAACAUAAGGGGAAGCUGGCGUUCAUCAAGGAGGCUGCGGAACACCUUCCAGGAAGAACGCUGCGUGAAGUGGAGCAGCACGAGAAGUGGUAUCAGAAGUUCCUGGCUCUAGAGGAGAGAAAAAAAGAGUCUAUUCAAAAUUGGAAAACCAAAAAGCAGCAAAAGAAAGAGGAAAUACUCAAGCUAAAAGAAAAGGUAGACAGCACACCUAUGCCUUCUCAUAGCAAACCAGAAGAUAACCAGAAGCAGAAAGAGGAACAGAGGAAGAAGCAGAAACUGGCAAUUGAAGCUUGGAAAAAGCAGAAAAGUAUAGAGAUGUCAAUGAAGCAUGCUUCCCAGCUCAGAGAAGAAGAGGAGAGAGAGAGGAAGCAGCAGAAAGAGCGCCAGCGGCAGUUUAAGUUAAAACUGCUCCUAGAACGUUACACCCAGCAAAAGAAAGAGCAGGAGGAGUUCCUGAGACUUGAGAAGGAGAUAAAGGAAAAGGCAGAAAAGGCAGAAAAAAGGAAAACUGCAGCUGAUGAGAUUUCCAGGUUCCAAGAAAGAGAUUUGCAUAAACUUGAAUUGAAAAUUCUAGAUAGACAGUCAAAAGAAGAGGAAAAGGCAGAAAAGCAAAGGCGACUGGCCAAAUUAAAAGAAAAGGUUGAAAAUAAUGUCAGUAGAGAUCCCUCUAGGCUUUAUAAACCUACCAAAGGCUGGGAAGAACGAACCAAAAAGAUAGGCCCAUCAGGCUCUGAGCCACUUCUCCAUAUCCCACACAGGGCCAUUCCAAGCUGGCGACAAGGAAUCUAGAGGGACUAUGAGAUGAUGCGAUCGCUGUUCACUUGACGAGAAUGCUAGCAUUGCUGGUUCAGGAGACAGCGACUUACUUUGCUGUUUAGAUGUUAGUGGCGUGGUCAGGCUGGUUACUGUGCUGUGUCUGGACUGAGAGGUUUGAAGUGUCACGUAGCACUGGCAGGAUUUCGUUUCUACAGAGAGGGUAUAUGUUGGCCUAGUGUUGAUAUGAAUGUUACUUAAAUAGGUUUAUGUUACAAACAUUAUUCUAUUUAAAUACAUUAUAUCAUGGCUUAGGAAAUAAUUUGGGAGACUCAGUCUUUUUUAAGCCAAAAUUUUGUAACUUUUAUAACUUGGAAGUAACUAAGCUUGAGUAACAAAAACAUAAAGUGUCUUUUUUUAAAGAGUUGUUCAAUAACUUAGUACUUUUUCUAAGUUUAACAAAAUGGUAAUUUGUCAGUUGUUUCGGUUUUGUGCAAUGAAUAUUUUGUAUUUGAUUAAAGCAUGCUUUGUUUUAUAUCGAGACUAUUUUAAAUAACCUCCCUUGCUACAUGGACCUUACUCGUAUAGUAUGGUGUCAUCCUCCAGAAUUCCUGUAACUAUGUCAAAUUUCCUUUCAGGCUUUCUGGAUCCACAGAUUUAUAAAUUUUUGUGUCUUUGUAUCCUACUGGCUGGUACAGUUUUCUUCUGCUUGCCCCACAGUAGGACCUUUCUUUCUCCUCAAAUAAGCUAGUUUAAACAGUACACUGAAAUUCUGGAAAAUUUUAUAACACAACUCAAUUCAGUUUUCCAUUUUAAAACAUUUUAUGUCAUCCUAACUUUGUAGGAGGGCCUGGGGCUGUUUGUUUGUCCCUACCACCCAGAACCGAAAUAACCACACAGAAACUAUAUUGAUUAAAACACUGCUUGGCCCACUAGCUCUAGCUUAUUAUUGGCUAACUCUUAUAUUAAUUUAACCCAUUUCUAUUAAUUUGUAUAUCGCCAUGUGGCAGUGGCUUAUCAGCAAAGAUUCUAACGGUGUCUGUCUCAGGCAGAGAAUCCAUGGUGUCUCUCUGACUCCUUCUUUCUCCCAGCACUCAAUUCUGUCUUCCCUGCCUACCUAAGUUCUGCCCUAUCAACAGGCCGAGGCAGUUUCUUUAUUCAUUAACUAAGAAAAGCAACACACAGAAGGACCUCCCACACCAUAACUUUAAUUAGGUUUCAACUUAUAACUUUAUUUAUACAUAAAAUAUAGGAAAUUCACUUCUUACAAAUUUUAUCUUCAAAUGCCUCUAAUUAUAAUUUGAGACAUACAGACUGAAUGACCCAGAAAUUACUAGGAUUAGUGAUCUAAAUCUUUCCUUACAUAAAGUUAAUAGUUAUAUAAGUAUAUGGAUUCAAAGUAUUUAGAUCCCAAAUUUUAGAAAGAGAUUCUAAUUGUAUAGUUAUUGGUGCACAAUAAGUAUCCUUAACUGGAAAUGCCCAUUUUAUUUCCUUGUUUUCCAUACUCUUUUAAAUAAUCUGGAACAGCUGAGGAAUAUACACGACGAGGGAAUUCAAGAGAAAUGAACUGCUGCCUAAGAUAGAGGAAAGCAAACCAGUACUGCACACAAACGCACCUUUUAGCUGCCUGCAUCAAAGCCAAGCACGCUGGUGGAUGCGAUUCUUACUGUUCCAGUCUUCAGUAUCUUUGGUGCCUGUGUUUGGAUCGAACUUACGGCCCAAAGCAUGUCAACUACAGGCUCCACGGGCUUUACUUCCAGCCUUGUUUUUAAUUGUGUGUGUGUGUAAACAUGUGUUUGGGGGCAGACCCGCGUGUGCCACAAUACGCUGGGAUUAUAUCAUAGGACAACUUGGUGGAGUUGGUUCUCUUCUUCUCACCUUUCUGUUGAUCCCUAGGUUUGAACUCAGGUUUCUAAGCUUGUGCAACUGCUGAGUACCAAAAAUUACCCAGGGUGCUUUGGGGUUGAGUGUUAAAUAAGUAUAUGUAACACUAACCCACAGAUCACGUUUUCAAAGAAAUUAAUUUUCUACAAUUAAAAAUACACCCAAAUUUCUACUUACUUUAUUGGUUCUUAAAGGAUCUUGUUUGGGCCUAAUCUUUUGUGGACUUCUUCGUCAUGAAUGCCUUCCAAGGCAACUUUAAUUCUACUUUUUAUGAAUAAGGUUUUACUGAACCAACCUUGCCCAUUGGUUAUACAUUGUCUGUGGCUAAUUAUUAUAGUGAAAUUGCAACUGAAGGCCUGAAUAGUUGUGACAGACUAGCUGAUCCAUAAAGCCUAAAAUUUUUAUGGUCUUGCCCUCUGGGAAAAAACAACCCAUGAAUAAAUGUCUGUGCAAGCAAAAAUCAACUUCGCUAUUUUGUUAUACUUCAUUUUUCAGAGGAAACCUAUAUCAGUAUUUCUAAAUUAUCAACAAUGUGGAAAUAAAGCAUAAGC